Messenger RNA from Cokeromyces recurvatus, 1708 nucleotides. RefSeq lists its product as uncharacterized. The record is from RefSeq and is a predicted model, not a curated record. The transcript has 3 exons. The annotation marks the transcript as partial. NCBI's taxonomy places the organism in Eukaryota, Fungi, Mucoromycota, Mucoromycetes, Mucorales, Mucoraceae.
CAUGGUAAUGCGAGAGUCAUACAGUAAAGACAAUUCCUUUAGAGAUAAAAAACAUAGUUAUAUUAAACAAGCCAUUAAAGAUGAAAUAAAGGAACUCAAAGAAAAAGUGCGUGCAGCCUAUGCACUUAAUAUUCGUAAAAAUGAUGGUGAUAAACUUACUGAAGAUGAAUUGAGAACGAUUGAAGAGGUAGAAAUUAAUAAUAAAAUGAUUGGAAGAUUGAAUAAUAUGUUAGAACACCAAAGCACAGCUUCUUCCACUCCUACUUCGUACAGUCCUUCUUUUACAAAAACUGCAUUAUCUGAUCGUAUCGGCGAAAAUGAAGUUUGGGCAAUAAUGCAACUUUUUUAUCUUGUUCGUCUAUGUCAACAAGGCUUUUUUUAUUUUAUCACUGCUACUUAUCCAUACCUUGAACUUGAAGCUAUCUCUUACCUUUGUGAUCAAAUGAUUACUGCUUCACUUUAUACCUCUGUUACGAACAACACAACUCCAAUGACUAUUGAUCAAAAAAAUAUCUUUGCAAUGGAGAAUAGAGAUAAAACAAGAACACUUGCUAAAAAAUUAGUUAAGGAAGCAGAUGAACCAGUUGGGCCUGGAUACAAAACAACGUUUAAGCAAAUUAUGACAGUCAUUCGUGGACUUGUAAAUCAAAGUUUAGCAUCCCCUAUUUCACAAAUGAACAAUAGUGAGCAACAAACAUUCAAUAAGGAGGCUACUCAACAACCACCUAUUUGGGUUUUUAUGCCUUAUUGCAGUAUGAUAGGAUCAUUUCCUAUGAAUGAUGUGCCACCUGUUACAUUACCAACUGUUCCCUUUCCUAGUACUAUGUUACCACCUAACUUGGUACCAUUAGAUGCUUUUCAAAUGACAUCUGAUAAGCAGUCAGAACAGAGAUCUACAAUUGAGACAAACGAUCUCAAUAACAAAGAAUCAACAUCUACAGUUGAAAUGAAUAGUAUUGAUAAUAAGGAUCCACCACAUAGCAAUGAAUCAAAGGAAACUACUUCACAAGCCAAGUUAACCGACGAAUUACAAGAGGAGGACAAACAGGAAGAAAGUGAUAGCAAUAGUGACCGAAAAUGUAUGGAUUCAGAAGUAGAAAAACCAAUCGAGCAUACACGAAUGGAUUCCACUGAAAGAGAAGCUGACUUAUAUGCUAACUCGAUUGACAACACUCAACUCUUGCCUGAUGAAGAGCAAUUUAUGGAUGCAGAAGAAGAACAAGAAAAUAGUCAUGUCAGUGGCAAUGAUACAACGGCCUCAACGACACCAAUCGUAUAUAGUACAGUGAGUUAUUUUGAGAAAUUUGCAGAUAAAGAACUAGAGCCAAAUAAAAAUAAAGAUAAAGUAGAAGAUGAUGUAAAGACUGAUGAGGAAACAUUAUCAAAUACAGUAGAAACAUCAUCAAUAGAGGCUUCAUCAAAUUCUUCUAACCAUAUUCAAUUGCAACACAUAGAUAGCACUAAUUCUGAUGAUGAGAAGCAUGUAGAUAAGGAGCCAAAAAAAGACAAUGAUGAGAAGAAGAAUUCUGCAAAAAGUGUUGAGGAAGUAGUAUCAAGUUGGCAAUCGUAUGCAGCAGAAGUAUCAUCAGCGGAAUCUUCACCAAAGCCUCCAAAUCGCACUCGAUCACCAUUAAGGAGAGGGCGUAGUUAUUUUAAGGGAAGAGUAUCCCAAAGAAAAAAAUAUUAAGUAAAAAAAAAAAAAAAAAAA